AUGAAAGCCCUCAUCCUCGACGCAGAAAAUGCCACUGGCACCGUGACCACCUCCCAUCCCAUGCCCGUCCCUGGCCCAGACGAGGUGCUCAUCGCCGUCAAAGCCGUCGCCCUCAAUCCCGUCGACGCACUGUACACCUUGCAUCCUCUCGGAAGCACCGGCCGCGUCAUAGGCUCCGAUUUUGCUGGCAUCGUUGUCGCCCGCGGCCCACCUGCGGCCCCCAACAAUGACGACACCACCACCAACGGAGGCGGCGGGCCCAGUCGCCUGCGCAGGUCCAGCACUGCCUUGACGACCAGCAUCAAUCGUGGGGACCGCGUUGCUGGCUUUCUGCAGGGAGCGAGCAGUGUCAACGAGCGGCCGGGGGCGUUUGCCGAGUACCUGGUCUGUCCAGUGGACCUGGUCUGGCGAAUCCCCGCCAGUGUGACGUUUGAGGAAGCGGCAGCUGUGAGCUUAUGUGGCCUGACGGCCGCGCAGGGUUUGUUCUUCCGCCUGGGCUUGGACGCGCCGUUCCAAUGGGAGGAUGAGAGCGACGAGGGUUUUUCUUUCUUCGUUGCUGGUGCGUCGACCUCCGUUGGCCUGUAUGCCGCCCAGCUGGUGCGAAGGAGCGCAGAAGUCAGUGGUCGCAAGGUACGGCUGAUUGGGGCUGCCAGCCCGCGCAACUGGGAAAUGCUCAAGGCGGAACCAUAUGCGUAUGAUGUGCUGGUGGACUAUCGCGACAAAGACUGGCCUGAGAAGGUGCGAACAGCUUCAGGUGGUGGUGUGCACUUUGCGUAUGAUGCCAUCUCGGAGGGCUCGACGGUGAGAGAUGUCAGCAGCACCCUCAAGCAAGGUGGCAAGAUGGCGGUCGUCAGGUCGAGGGCAGCAGGUGCGUGGGAAACAGAGGGCGUGACGACGGAACCUCUCUAUGGCGCAGUGUGGGAAGGUCUUGGCGUGGAUAUUUCUUAUCAGGGCUUUGUGGUCAAGACAUCGCCUGCGAAAAGAUCAUUUGCGAUGGCCUUCUACAAAUGGUUGUCUGAUUUGGGUUCUCUGCAGCCAAACCCGGUGCGCAUCAUGCCAGGCGGCCUAGAUAGGAUCGUGGAAGAUGGGUUCAGUUUGUUGGGCACGGCAGUCUCGCGUCGGAAUAACGACAGAACCGAAGAGCACAUGAGACCUAUCAGUGGUGAGAAGCUUGUAUACAGAAUUGAGGCGGAAAGGAGGCCAAGCAUAGGUGAGGAGGAUCCCAUUGUGUGAUUUUUUUUUUUUUCAUAUGUCCAUCUGGUUUUACAGAGCCUGUAUUUAAUUUCAAUAUUGUCUUGUUCUGAUACUCG
Cryphonectria parasitica EP155 is the source of this 1310-nucleotide messenger RNA. Its product is annotated as GroES-like protein. The coding region runs from base 1 to 1233 and encodes 410 amino acids. The record is from RefSeq and is a predicted model, not a curated record. The transcript is spliced from 2 exons. Lineage: Eukaryota; Fungi; Ascomycota; Sordariomycetes; Diaporthales; Cryphonectriaceae. Gene Ontology annotation, molecular function: oxidoreductase activity, acting on NAD(P)H.